Molecule: messenger RNA, 530 nt
Organism: Coccinella septempunctata (seven-spotted ladybird)
Lineage: Eukaryota; Metazoa; Arthropoda; Insecta; Coleoptera; Coccinellidae
Gene: RpS26
Product: 40S ribosomal protein S26
Exons: 3
Coding region: 145-489 (114 amino acids)
Biological process (GO): translation
Cellular component (GO): ribosome; cytosolic small ribosomal subunit
Molecular function (GO): mRNA binding; structural constituent of ribosome
Source: RefSeq, a predicted model, not a curated record
AUUUUAUUGAAGUGAAUGAAAGAAAUAAGAAUCAAGAAAUCUAUGUUCGUUUCCAUACUUUCCAUAGAAGAGUACGUCACUCUUUUAAUGUGGUUAACUCCUUUAUGGUUGGUCGUCGUGACGGUAAAGAAAUAGUGUCUCAAAAUGACUUGCAAAAGGCGUAAUGGAGGAAGGUCCAAACAUGGACGUGGACACGUGAAGCCCGUUCGUUGUACAAACUGUGCAAGAUGCGUCCCAAAGGACAAAGCCAUCAAAAAAUUCGUUAUUAGGAAUAUCGUAGAAGCUGCUGCUGUCAGGGACAUCACUGAGGCAUCAGUAUACAACCAGUACACUUUGCCCAAGCUCUACGCAAAGUUGCACUACUGUGUGUCUUGCGCUAUCCACAGCAAAGUUGUGAGAAAUAGGAGCAAGAAAGACAGGAGGAUCAGGACUCCACCCCAAAGGAACUUCCCUGGUAGGGACAACAGGCCUCAACAGCAGAGGAAAUGAGUUGAUUUCUAUAAUUAAAUAAAAAAAAAAGCUUCAAACAA